AUGGGAAGUGCAGCCCCGCGCUGGCGCGCCGCCCGCUCCCCCGUGUCUGUCUGGGCGGGAGGAAGCCGCUCCACCUCUGGAAUCCUUCACUCGCUCCUCUGCUGGAGCGCGAGUGGAAACAGCUUCCAUGUGUUUGACCAAGGCCAGUUUGCCAAGGAGGUGCUUCCGAAGUACUUCAAGCAUAACAACAUGGCCAGCUUUGUGCGGCAGCUCAACAUGUAUGGCUUUCGCAAGGUUGUCCACAUUGAGCAGGGAGGAUUGGUGAAGCCAGAGAAAGACGAUACCGAAUUCCAGCACCCGUACUUCAUCCGAGGCCAGGAGCAUCUCCUGGAGAACAUCAAGCGGAAAGUAACCAGCGUAUCCAGUAUAAAGAAUGAGGAUAUAAAGGUUCGUCAAGACAACGUAACCAAGCUCCUGACUGACAUCCAGGUGAUGAAAGGAAAGCAGGAGAGCAUGGACUCCAAGCUGAUAGCCAUGAAGCAUGAGUAUGAAGCCGUGGGGGGGGAGGUGGCGAGCCUGCGGCAGAAGCACGCGCAGCAGCAGAAGGUGGUCAACAAGCUUAUCCAGUUCUUGAUCUCCUUGGUGCAAUCCAACCGUAUUCUUGGGGUGAAGAGGAAGAUUCCCCUGAUGUUGAACGACAGCAGUUCAGCACAUUCCAUGCCGAAAUACAGUCGCCAGUACUCCCUGGAGCACGUCCACGGCUCAUCCCCAUACACAGCUUCUUCCCCAGCAUACAGCGGCUCCAAUCUGUAUUCCCCGGAUUCUUCAGCCAACUCUGGUCCGAUUAUCUCCGACGUGACAGAGCUAGCCCAGUCCAGCCCUUCAGCAUCUCCCAGUGACAGCCUCGACGAAAGGAGUAGUCCUGUGGUCCGUAUCAAAGAAGAGCCCCCUAGUCCUUCCCGCAGCCCCCAGAUAGAGGAGGCCAGCCCCGGGAACCUUCCUGCUGUCAAAACUCCUCUGUCUCCCUCCACGUUCAUUGACUCCAUCCUGCAGGAGAAUGAACCCAGCACCACGACCGCGGCCACCGGCGACAGCACCGCGCAGCCUCCGCCCCCGGAAAAGUGCCUCAGCGUCGCCUGCCUCGACAAUUUGACUCGCACACCGCAGAUGUCAGAGGUCCCUCGUCUUUGCCCCAGUUCUUCCUCUUCCUCACUCCAUUGCAGAUCACAGCAAGGGAAUGAGCUCAACGACCACCUGGAUACCAUCGAUUCCAACCUGGACAACCUGCAGACCAUGCUGACCACGCACGGCUUCAGCGUGGACACGAGCGCGCUGCUAGACAUUCAGGAUCUCCUUUCAUCCCAGAAACAGCAGAAACCUACUGAGACAGAGGCCAGCCCAGUGGACACAG
Tinamus guttatus (white-throated tinamou) is the source of this 1351-nucleotide messenger RNA. Lineage: Eukaryota; Metazoa; Chordata; Aves; Tinamiformes; Tinamidae. The record is from RefSeq and is a predicted model, not a curated record.